UCAAAAUUAAAACGUUAGAUGACUGUUCAGAGGUCACAGAAGAAGACAAAUACUACAAGACACUUGAAUAACUCUUCUAUCAAACUCAAACUUCUUGACGAAUUAUUCCUGCAUGCAUGUUAUAACAUAGUAGAACAACCAUUUAGUUGAAUAAAAGAAAAAGAACUAAUGUAAGAGUAGAAUACUGUAUUUUAUCCACGAUUGUACAAUAGUACACCACAUUUUCAUUAAUAUCUUAUGACAUUCCAAUAUUGCUAUCUAUAGCAAUAUCUCUAUGUUCAGGACUUCUGUCCGUGGUUGUGACCAUAAAGUUUGAUAAACCAGUGAAUAAUGGCUGAUAAAUCACAUCAAUGUCAUAAUGCUCAAGAAAACAGAUAAUGAUCACUUCAAACAUCGUUCUUUGAUCAAUUUAUGCUGGUAGAAAACGAAAAUCAUGAUUCUCUCCAAUCUGGAGAAAAUUGGGAGGUUAGACAUCAAUCUCAUGCAGAUAAUUAGUUCGGCAUACAGGUAGCAUCAAAAUGGGUGAAGGACUCAAAGCGUUUCACGAGAUAACAAGAAAUAUUAAUAAUCAAGAUGAAAAAAUUUGGCGUCAAACUGCUGCAAAGAAAUGUUUGAAGAAGGAAUUUGAGAAAAUGGAAGAGCAAUCAAAACGAUAUGAAGUUCUAAUCGCAACUCUCAAAAAAGAUCCGCUAUACAAGAAACAUGAAGAGUUUGCGCGACUACUGGAGGAUAAUAUGAAAGAGCACAUACAAACACACAAAUUAGUGUCGCUGGCUAUAAACGCCCAGAACGAAGAAACCGAACGAAAAAUCAAAGACAUCAAAUCUUGGGAUGAAAAAUACGAACAGGUCAUCUCCGACCUCAAGGAAGCCUACGAUUUGAAGAAAAAAUUCAUGGAAUCCACCAAUCCCACCUACAAAAAAUUUUUGGAAAUCGAGGCUUCUCGAAAAGGGGCCGAGGUACUGCUGAAGCAGCUGACAGCUUCUUCUGAGAGACGCCGAAGGAGCGAGGAACAGUUGGAAUCGAUAAAGGAGAAAAUUUUCCACAAGACAAUCUUGAACUUCGUCAACGCCGUCAUAAGGAAGAAGAAGCACCAGGAAAUCAGUUCCAAGUUGAAAGUUUUAGCGGAUAAAAAGAUACAAAUGGUGAGGGGAAUGUUUGAAGCCCAGGAAGCAAUGAAAAAACUUCGAGUCCGGCCCACUCAAAUACCAAGCGCUAUGUUCACAAGAAGGGUCCCAAAUUUGCCAGCAUCAACAGGAAUUUGGAAUAGAAAUGAAAAAAGGAGUAUGAUAGAGUUGCCACAGCAUAUAAACCAGCAGAAACGAAUUGCUGUGGAGCAAAAGAAUCCUGCAACAAAAGAAAAAACAGGAAAAAAAGAUAAUUCAGAAACAAUCAUACCACCUACUCCUAAAAGGCACGCUCCAAAUCGAUUAAAUAUCAUCAGCAAUAAAAUCAUUGCUUUGCCACCCCUAAAAACCAUCCUAAGCAGGCAGCGAUCAAGGAUGAACACGUCCCUCAACCGAAGUUUAUGCGAUACUUCCUUCACCAGUCCUGCCAACAGUCAAACUGAUAAACCCAAGAAGCCGGAUACUAGCAACAAACUCAGCCAGGAAAACCAGGCUCAAACUGAUCAUCAGUUUCAAAACGUCAAAGAGACUGCAGUGGAAAAUAAGACAGCCAUGGAACCACCACCGACAAAGAUGGCCAAACCAUCGGAUUAUUUAAAAAAUCUAAAAUUCACCAGUCAGUCCAACAAGUUUAAUAUGCCUAAAAUAACAUCAAGUCCACUCUGUAAACAACCUAGUCAGGCGAAUGUGAUGCAGAAAACGUCGAUCCUGAAGAGUCAAGCUGUGAAGAGGAGGCUGAACACAAGUAUUCAGGAAAUUGAGUCAGAUUUAAGCCAAAGAAAAAGGGAGAAAAAUGUGAACUUUGCAAGCCCAAUACAGCAACAUAGGGAGAUAGAUCACACCUUAUCCUCGAAUGAAGAGAACUCAAGUUCGUUGAAUGCAACUUCUAACAUGAAUACGAGUGGAUUUUUGGAUGAACCGAUGGCGUUGACUCCUGCAAAUGAUGAAUUCACAAUGAUGGGAAAUCCAGAAUUCAGUUUUGGUCCAUCCAGUGAUAUCCAGUCUGGCAAAAACCAUGGAAAUGGUACCAACAUGACUCCAAUGUCUAUAUUUGGCGAAACAAAUGAUACAGGAUCGUUUGGAUUUUCUUUCGGUGGCUUAUCCAAAACAGAUGAAAUGUGGGAUUUGUUUGGAUAGGUACCUUUGGAUUUCUUUCUUCAAGUGUUGUUAUUGUUAUUACUGAAUUGUUAUUUGACGAUUAAAUUGUUCAAUGUU
Messenger RNA from Coccinella septempunctata (seven-spotted ladybird), 2342 nucleotides. Its product is annotated as golgin IMH1-like. The record is from RefSeq and is a predicted model, not a curated record. The coding region runs from base 519 to 2264 and encodes 581 amino acids. NCBI's taxonomy places the organism in Eukaryota, Metazoa, Arthropoda, Insecta, Coleoptera, Coccinellidae. The transcript has 11 exons.